AACUGCUGCACAUAUCAUCGCAUCGGGGGUGCGGGAAACGCAGGAUUUCCUGUGGUAUUGCUGAACUGGACACAUUCAAGUUUUAGAUUCGCAGAAGUACCUAGUCCAUUUUAACGUCCAUUGAUUUAAUGUCUUAAUCAAAACCUUCUCAUCUGUACGUGCUCUAGACUACACCUCGACAUAGUUAGUCUUGAAAGAAGUCAUCAAAAAUGUCCGAAGCCACAGUGGCCGAUACUCGCCGGUUAAACUCUAAACCGCAGGACCUGACGGACGCUUACGGCCCUCCCAGCAACUUUCUGGAAAUCGACGUGUACGACCCGCAGACUAUAGGAGUCGGCCGCAAUCGCUUCACUACUUACGAAGUCCGGAUGCGGACAAAUCUUCCCAUUUUUAAACUGAAGGAGUCGUGUGUUAGACGAAGAUACAGCGACUUCGAGUGGCUGAAGAAUGAGCUGGAAAGAGACAGCAAGAUUGUUGUGCCUCCAUUGCCUGGAAAGGCAUUGAAGAGACAGCUUCCCUUCCGUGGAGAUGAAGGCAUUUUUGAGGAGUCCUUCAUUGAGGAGAGACGAGCUGGGCUUGAACAGUUCAUCAACAGAAUUGCAGGUCAUCCUUUGGCCCAGAACGAACGCUGUCUUCACAUGUUCCUGCAAGAAGAAAGUAUUGACCGGAACUACAUUCCCGGAAAAGUACGGCAGUAGGGUUUUCCAAACUGGGACGAGGGAGGGUCUUCUUUCUUCGGUUGUCAGCUUCUAUUCCCAUUCGUCUGCAGACAAAGUGCAGAGUAACAUUUAUUUUUACACCGAGCAAAAUCUAGAUACCUGAUGAACCGCGCAGGACUUGGUUUUAUUUAACAGAUCAUGUUUUGUACAUGUGUCUGAGAGUUUCUCUUUACACACACAUUGUAUUUCUUUUACAUCUAUACAAUGUACUUGUUAGUGUGUGUGUGUAUACAUUAUAUAACUAUACAUUAAGCUGUAGCACUGUAAAGCAAAGAGGGUUGUUGGCUCAUAUCUUUGUCCUCUCUGGCGACUAUUGAAAGAAACGCGUACUUUUCAAGAGUCGGGGUGUCAUUCCAAACAGUGCAAAUGCUUAACAAUUUUGUAGAGGAUAAGAAAAAUGGUCAUAGAUGUAAAGCGUUACACAGUUUGACAGAAGCAAGCUGAAAAAAAUGUUCUGGGAUGUGUUUCAGACAUUUGAAGCUUGCGAUUGUUUUUGUAGUUGCGUGACCAUCAGCAAGACUGUAAAAUUCUAGCCAGUAUUCAUAAUUGCAAAUGGAACUUGUAUAAAAUGUUGCUUGUUACUCGUUUAAAUAUGGAAGCUUGGUACACUCUUAAAAAUAAAGGUGCUUCGAUGCCAUAGAAGAACUUUUUUUGUCUACAUGGUUCCAUAAAGAAGUUUUACAAAAGGUUCUUUAUGGUGAAUGGGUUUUUAAACAACCUUUGACUGAAUAGUUCUUUGAGGAACCAAAAAUGGUUCUUCUAUGGCAUCGGUGAAGAACCUUUUAAAGCACCUUUAUUUUUAAGAGUGUACAACGUUUUUUAUCUCAGAUAUUUUUUUUUUUUUUUUUUUUAUAAUUCUACCUUUUCUUCAUGAUUCUGAGAGGGGAAAAUGCAUAACUGAGAUGUUAGCUCUUAUUUAUGAGAAGAAAAGUAAGAAUUGUGAGAAACUCACAUUUGCAAUUAAAAGUUGCAAAAAAAAAGAUAAUUUGUGAGGGAGAAAACCAUCACAGUUAACCGUUUUUUCAUUUUUAUUUUGCAACAGAAACAAUUGUGAGAUGUAAGCUCAGAAUUGUGAGAAAAAGUCGAAAUUGUGAGAACUCCGUUACUUUUUUUUUUUUUUUUUGUGGCAGAAACAAGCUUCCAUACUUGACUGUCCACUACAUAAUUUGAAUAAAAUGUAUAAGUACCACUUCAUUCAAAUAUGAAUGUUGCAUUUCAAUAUGAUUAACGCACUUGCCAUCUUGCCAACUUCCAGCCAUCUUGGAUUAUGAAGAGAUUAGAGCCUUUUAAUUUGAAUUUUACGUGAGAAGAUUAAUGCUAAUGUUCACAAAUUCUGUUAGCAAACAAGUAAGUUCGAAAACCUACUAAAUAAAGUAUAUAUCAGGCCUGUUAAAGGAACACUCCACUUUUUUUUGAAAAUAGACUAAUUUUCCAACUCCCCUAGAGUUAAACAGUUGAGUUUUACCAUUUUCGAAUCCAUUCACCCGAUCUCCGGGUCUGGUGGUAGCAUUUUUAGCAUAACUUAGCAUAGAUAAUUGAAUCCGAUUAGACCGUUAGCAUCUCGCUCAAAAAUGACCAAAGAGUUUCAAUAUUUUUUCUAUUUAAAACUCGACUCUUGUGUAGUUACAUCGUGUACAAAGACGGACAAAAAAAUAAAGAGUUGCGAUUUUCUAGCUCGGUAUGGCUAGGAACUAUACUCUCAUUUCGGUGUAAUAAUCAAGGAACUUUGCUGCCGUACCAUAGGUGCACCAGGCGCAAGGAUAUUACGCAGCCGUCAACUCUGGCUGCAACUCUGCAUCUACACCAACUUAGUGCCGGUCACUUUCUGGCACUGUGUAAUAAUUUUUUUUGAUUAUUACGCCGAAAUGAGAGUAAAGUUUCUAGCCAUAUCAGCCUAGAAAAUCACUUUUUAUUUUCCGUCAGUCUUAGUACACGAUGUAACUACAGAAGAGUCAAGUUUUAAAUAGGAAAAAAAUCAUCACUAUAUGUGGUCAUUUUUGAGUGAGAUGUUAUCGGUCUAAUCGAAUUCAAUGAUCUGUGCUAAGCUAUGCUAAAAGUGCUACCGCCAGACCCGGAGAUCGGCUGAAUGGAUUCAAAAACAUUAAAACUCAACUGUUUAAUUCUAGGGGAGUUGGAAAAUGAGCCUAUUUUUUUUUUUAAAAAGUGGAGUGUUCCUUUAAGUAUGUAUUACCCAUUAAUAUGCUUUAAAUAGUUGGAAGGUAUGUUCUAAAAACUGAUAUUAGAGGUGAAGUGCUGUAAUGUCCGUUUGUCAAACACUAUAAAGUUUUCCAAAGUAAUAAACAAAUGUACCUAUUUUUGGUAUGAAAUAAGUGCUUAAGACUUGUAUUGUGAGUCUGAGUUGUGCGGAAGACCUAAAAACGGCUCUCUAGGAGGACAAAAUAUGUGCCAACUGUGUAAAGGUUGUCCUGCCAAAGUUCAGUCAUUUACCUCAGAAUGACUCUAUAUUUAUGUUAUCUCCUGUGUUCAUCGAUUUGUGCCUGUGACGUUUGUCUGUAAAUAAAGUAAAACGAAAUAGAGCACCGGCUGGAGAUUUUAUAAUAUCAGAACUCGUUUUCCUUAUUGUGUUUAUUCUCUCUUCCAUUUUAGGUGUGAAUGAAGUUUUGGUAAACCCCCCUCCCCAUCCUGGACCCAUCUACUCCACCAGCUCUUUUCUGCACAUCAGUCAAAGCCUUUCACAGCUGCUGUCCAUGAUAUCCUGUAUAUAUUUCUAUUCUCGAAUAGAACUAGGCUACAACAUCUAAUUCACCCUGAGGAUGAACUCAUCUCAGUGCUGUAUUUAUACCUCAUGCACUCUUUUUGUGGAAAGACACGUUCUUUAAAGCAAACAUUCCUUAAAUAGUGCUUUCUGUGUUAAAACUCCUGGCUUAAAACUUUAAGGCAACCCACAGAUUUUUCUCCAAAAAAUGUUAUAUAAGGAGAAUUGGAUCAGGCCAAGUCAGGACGUCAAGUUUAAGUCUUUAAUUAGAUUUACAGCAAAAAGCUUCAAUUCCAAAAGAAAAAAACGAUAUCACGACACAAAACCAGAGAACAAUUGUUAUGAAGAUGGCGCCAGCUCACCAAAUGUAGCACUUCAGAAGCUAAAACUGGGAUUGCCUCUCGACGACGUCUUCCUUUACAUUCCGUACUUCAUUCGUAUCCUUUUGACUUUGACUAAAUAUGUUAUUACAAGGCUUUCGCAACCAUGUUUAAAUGUAUUUUCGUUUGUGUCCGUGUAUGAGAAGCUUUGGGAAUGUACAUAUUCAAUCACUGUGAAAAACUGAUUUCCAUUACAAAUGUGUCACACUUGCUGUUAUGUUUCUAUAUGCCAUGAUCUCCUAAGAUGAGUUAUGUUCUUUUCUGGCUCUUUCUAUUCUGGUUACUUUCAGGACUGUGUGUAAAGAAAAGGGCACUAAUUGAUUUUUAAACGGAUAGCCAUCCUUUCUACCCAUGAAUAAACCCUCUCUGUCUCCUUCA
This is a messenger RNA of Labeo rohita (rohu), 4193 nucleotides long. It is a transcript of the gene snx12, whose product is annotated as sorting nexin 12. The record is from RefSeq and is a predicted model, not a curated record. Gene Ontology annotation, molecular function: phosphatidylinositol-3-phosphate binding. Lineage: Eukaryota; Metazoa; Chordata; Actinopteri; Cypriniformes; Cyprinidae. Gene Ontology annotation, biological process: endocytic recycling; late endosome to Golgi transport. Bases 210 to 698 code for a protein of 162 amino acids. The transcript has 5 exons. Gene Ontology annotation, cellular component: early endosome membrane; retromer complex.